UCUGGCCAUUUUCCAGUCGGGCCCCUUUUCUAUUAAAGAAGAAAAUCCCGAAAAUCACGGCGCAAAGAAAGGAAGAAAGAGACGCAACCGCGUUUUGAGAGGUCACCCAGAAAAAAGUGCGUAGAGCGCGUUUCUGCCGGAUCGGUCGGAAUCUGCGGUGCACGCUCGCAGCCUCUCUGCCCCCCCGUGCGCGUGCGCGCGUGUGUUUACAAGUGUUUGAACGACUGCCAAAAGAAGAAGGAGGAAAACGCCGAGGAAGGAGGGAUGGUGGACAAUUCAAGCAGUAGUAAGGCACAAAUGCCCAGCAUGUCUCAGGAGCCUGGUGUGGCUUUUCCUCCAAGCACCUCCACAGGAGGAAUGAAGCUGGAGGCAGUGAUGGAGCAGCUCCAACGCCAGCAGCAGGCACGACUGGAAAUGGAGCGCAAGGAGAGAAAGAUACGAGAAGCCCACAUAAUGUACGCUCAGCAGGUUGCUGCCCAGCAGGCCAUCCUAGCAGCUGCCCGGGCUUCUGGAGCCACCUUCAUGGGCAAAGGCCUGCCAGGAGGCAUCGCUGGUGGUGGAUUGCCUCCCCGGAUGUCCAAUCAGAGCAGUGUAGACUCAGACAGGGAGGAUGAUGAGGACAGAGGUCGGGAUUCUGGGGAUGAGGACGAUGACAAUGAGAUGAUGGAGGGGGAUGAGGGCAGCGACGAGGAUGAGGGAAGUGCCAGUGGGCUGGAGUUCCUACGCAAGCAGACCCUUGCUUUGCAGCAGAAUGCCUCCCGAAUCCCACCCCGUCCAUUUGGCAGUUACUCUGCAUCGGCCCCCCAGAGGGCUGCAUCCCCACCUGUUAGAGUGAAGCAGGAACCCGAUGAGGGCCUGUCUCCUGCAGGGGCACACUCUGCUACUUCUCCUAAUGGACAAGCUGACUGGGGCUUUGAUGACCACUUCAGACAGAAUGGCAGUGCAGGGUGGGCAGAUGAGGCUGACAGCAGCAGAGGAAGAGGAGAGGCCUCCAGAGACUUUGCUAAGCUGUAUGAGCUGGACAAUGACCCCAAAAGGAAAGAGUUUUUGGAUGAUCUCUUUGCCUUCAUGCAGAAAAGAGGAACCCCAGUCAAUCGUAUUCCCAUCAUGGCCAAGCAGGUCCUAGAUCUGUAUAUGCUGUACAAGCUGGUGACAGAGAAGGGAGGCCUCGUCGAAGUGAUCAAUAAGAAGAUCUGGAGAGAAAUCACAAAGGGACUCAACCUGCCCACCUCCAUCACCAGUGCUGCUUUUACUCUGCGGACACAGUACAUGAAGUACCUGUAUCCGUAUGAGUGUGAGAGGAAAGGCCUCAGUUCCCCAGGCGAGCUUCAGGCCGCCAUCGAUAGUAACCGACGCGAGGGUCGCCGUCCAUCCUACAGCAGCAGCCUGUUCCGCUUCUCUCCCUCUCCCAGCACAGCUCCCCACAUCCUUUCACCUCCCAAGAUGCACCUUCCCAGUCUGGGAGCGGGGACCUCAGUGACCAUCAAUGGGCUGCAGGCCUCACCGGGACCUUCUCUGAAGAAAGAUGACCUGACCCCUCCAAUCAUGGCUGCAAGGCCCUCCAUGGCUCUGGCCCUGGGUCAGCAGCAGGUUGCUGGUUUGGCCAGAGCUGCCACACUGGAGCAGCUCAGAGAAAAGCUGGAGACCGGCGGUGGAGAGGGGCCAGAGAGGAAGAUGGCUCGCCUGGCAGAGGAGCAGCAGCGCCUGAUGCAGCAGGCUUUCCAGCAUAAUCUGCUGGCCAUGGCUUCCCAAAUGCCUAUGAACCUGCGUCUGGGAGCCCCCGCCAUGCCCACCAGAGAAGAGAAGCAGCAGGACAUGUCUCUGAGUAUCUCAACCAAUGGAAAUGCCAGCAUCACUGUCUCAGUAGAGGUCAAUGGCACAAUCUACUCAGGAACCCUGUUCGCCCAGAAGCCUGGUGGGGGCCCAGGGCCAUCUGUGGCUGCUGCUGCUGCUGCUACCGCUGCUUCAGCCUCUCCUGCUGGAACCAGUGCGAGCUUUGGCUUCUCCGCACCCCAGGCCCAGACCCUCAGCCCCACAUCCUCUUCCUCCUCCAAGGGUCCCAGCUCGGCUGAGCCGACCCCCACCGGGUCACCCUAACUCAGGCCGCCCUUUGUACCUCUUCCCCAGGCCUCUGCUCCUGAAUAUACAGUACAAUAAGAAACCGAUAAGAAACUGUUGCACAACAAAUACCUCAUCAACCUGUCUUGGCUGUCCAAUCAUGAACACAGAGCCUGAGAAUUUAAUGUGUCCAAAAUAAACUGCUAUGCAUUUUAUUUUGAUCUAGCACACACACACACACACACACACACACGGAAACACACACGGAAACACAACACUACAAACGCAUACAUCAUGCACAGACACACAUACGUUUGUUAAUCCUAAUCGACAUGCUAAACACAAUCAGCUCAGCCAAAACCCACUGACAGGUGUAGUCACAACUGAACUUGAAAAGUUUAUUUUAGGACAUUUUGUUUGUUUGUUGCCAUUUUGUUGUCUUUUUUUUUUUUUGGAUUUUGUGUUUUAGAAUGAUUUUGUUUUUAGUUUUUCUCUUUUUACAUACCUCAAAUCAAAUAACCUGCAGUGGUGUCUUUACCUCAGGAGCUGUAGAAUAUUUAACCUGAAUCAACUUUAUUUUUAUAUAUUUUUUUUUGACCUAGUUGCAAUCAGAGGAAGUUGGGUAACUCUCACCCGUGGAACCCUGUGUACAGAGCACCCAACUUACAAUGAUGGUCCUCCAACCGGGGCUGCUCAGGUUUCUUCAACAUGCUGUAGCGUCAAACUGGUGAUGAUCUGAUGCUGUAGAUCAGCACAUUAAAUACCUCAUUUCAUCCUUUCAGCUGCUCUCAGUUGAGAUCUUGAGAAGUCCACUGGAAAGGUUGCAAAUCUAAAAUUUAAAUAGUCUCAGCUCCACGUGAGUGCACAAAAUCGGGUUAACAGCAACAGGCCCAGUAGAGCCUGAGCUUCGUGUUUCCACCCAGAGCGGUACAGAGGGGUGAUACUGAGGCAUUCCUAGCUCCUGCAGAACAGAUUUGAGUGUGUUGUUCCCCCAUUGUGUUUGUGCAUCCUUCCUCCAGCUGCAGCCACAGAGCUGAAUGUCGAGUGGGGUGGCGUCAUCAUCAUAUAUCUCUGACCACACACUGACCUCUCUGCUCUGGGGGGGGGGGGGCGUCUCUCUCAGGAAAUGCAAUGUGACAAGGAAUCACUGUCAGCUUAACGAGAAACAAAAAAAAACAAAAAAAAAAAAAAAAAAAAAGGAUUAAUACGUGAAGAAUGCACAAGCCUACAUGACUGUUUCAAGAAUACCUCAUCAGACUCUCUGAAAAGGAGAGCGACACUACAUACCUCAUACGGCUGCGAAGCCAUCGAGACUUGACGCCCCGAAUCCUACGUGAACUGUUAUGGACAUACUGACACACUGCUGGUGGUUUUUGGGGACAAAGAAGUGGGACGGGUUUGAUAUCUUUCUCCUGUAUUUACUUGUAGAACGUGUUUCACGCUUGCUUCUUCUUGCAUUUUUAUUUUCUUUUAGGUUCAUCAGGUUGUCUGAGAAGAGUAAUAUAUCUGAGUUUUUUUUUUUUCAGCAGAGAAGAACAGAAAAGAAAAGAUUUUUUUUUCUUUCUUCAUAAUGACGUUUCCAUUGGGUUAAGAGCAGAUCGAUGCAACCUUAAGUUUGACUGUGUAUGCCUAAAUUGCAUCUUUUUUGUGAUGAUGGCAAAAUCAUGAUAUGCAUUUGAACAAUCAUGUGACCAGUGUUUUUUUUUUAACACCUCCAUCCUCUGGUUAUUGCACAGCUACAUACCAAAGACUAGCACGGUCAGUCUUCAUGAAUGCCUUGUACAAUCCUGCAAACACCUGAUGUGCACAGCAAGGCAGGUCUCACUUGGACUUCAAAAGGUGGCUGUUUCAAUCUGAUUAGAUUACAGCAGAAAUGGUGAUUUAAAGACUCAAAACCUGAGUACAUGACUUGUACAUAUGGGGAUAAUUGGCAGAUAUUCAUAUUUCAUUAUUUAAAACCAAAGUCCAGAUGCACUUGCAUUUAUCUUUUGCAUUUGGGCUUCUUGCACUGUUAAUACAGUCCCUCACAGUCAAUGUGGACAUUCACUUUUAUCGACUUAGCCCAGACACAGCUUGUUUAUGAUGAACCUCUUAUCAUAAACCUCCCUUUAAACAACUUUUUAAAGUCAUUUUUAAAACUCCCACAAAAGAACAAAAUUUUCUAGCUGUACCUGUGUUGAAUGUAAGGCAUUUUAACUAUUUAGACCUCUUUAAGCCCUGUGUGGUCUGAGGGGGGCAGCCUUGUUGCUUUUCUUAGAUUGUAUUUUAGCCAUUACGUGUCAGGUUUUGCAGUGCAGAUCGCAGGUCAGGGUCUGAGAGCUUUUGAGGGCGGAGCUGUUAGUCGUUCGGCAUGCCCUUCACGCCCCUCUAUGACACAUAACUGUACUUUAUAAAAGGUGAGGAAUAUAGAUGCUGCCUUAAAGUUAGUUGCUGGUGGGAUCUGCACCGUGCGGGUUUCCCUUCGUCUGGCUGGGAAAAGUCUUUCUUUUCAAUCUUAAUCCUUUUGAAGAGCUGUCACAUUUUUUUGGGGGGGGAAACAGUUAAAUAAGAUGUUAGACAAAAGUUAUCAUUCAGUUUGUUGUGUUAUCAAGUGAGUUUUGAUAUUUAUUUGUUUUUGUUUUUUUUUCUGGUGGACCUUCGUUUUUAGUAACAAUCUUCAUUAUUUAGGCUGUUACUGAAAUAUUUUCUGUUUUCUAAGUCCAACCUUAUUCUAAGCAGUGACUGUUUGAUGGUGUAGCUUCACUGCCUUCGUGCAUUGGUGUGUUUGUGUGCAAGCAGGUGUAAUAUAUACAAUGAGUAAUGACAUUAAAAACACUGCAGGCGGCGCCACUGCUGCAUUUAUUAUGUUGGAGGGGCACAAGGUGAAGAAUAUUUAAGUGGAUAAAGUUUUAUCCAACAUCUUUCUGCUGUACUCAUACAGUUCCAGUUUGUACAGAGGAUAAAGGGCAUUUCUUUUUUCUUUGUGGCUCCUUACAAAGUGGGUAGUGGGUCACCUUUCUUCUUCAGUGCUGGCUUCAGCCCAACAACCCUCUGGUCACUGCCUUUCAGGCUCCUGUCACCUGACUCGCUGGAUAAGUACACUUUAUAUAAUGUGUUGUGCCUGUAUACCUGCAUCCAUGUGCGAGUGUGAGCUUAUGUGUGUCUAUUACAGACCCCCCCCUCCACCUCUUCAUACCACAUUACCUCAGGAGCAGUGAGCUGCGCUCAGUGUUGAAGCUGCAUUGAGGGAUGAGUGCUGACAGAAGCUGUGGUCAUUUUCGCUGAAUACUUUGGAUUUAGUGUUGCUUUUCUUUCUUUUUUCCUUUUUGUCGUCAGUAACUGCAUGCAAGGUCUCGUCACUCAGGAAGCUGUGAAGUUGGAAGUAUGCGGAUCCUUUUGUCUCUCCGAUGAUUUUUGGAGUUAAUUCAAUUUUAAAUUGUUUAAAAACUAACCUGAUCUGUGUACAAACAGGUGCAUAUGCAAGUGGUUAUUGAAUACCUCAUUUAUCAAUUUUAUGUUGUUUUUUGGCUUGUACAAUGCUCCCUAUAUUAAUUCAACUGUGGGGUUUGUGCAUAUUUUUGUACUGUUAUUAUUAUUAUGGACAUGAUAAUAAUGAUAUUACUGAUAUUAUAGUUUUCUCUUUGAUUAAAGCAAACAAAAAAAAAUAGGACAAAACCUGAAUGCUUGUAAAAACUGGUUUGUGCUGAUUGUAUUUAUGAGGAGCACUUUUCAAAAGUGGUUUUCACACAUUCAGUUUUGUUCAUAUCAGUUAAUAUAAAGAUAUGGUUCUCAGGGCUUUAAACUUGUAUGUCAUGAUAAAGUUUUACUUUAUAUCUUAUUUCUCUGUGUGUUGGUUUUGUUUUGUUUUUUUCUUUUUUUCUUUCAGCUGACAUCACCAAAUAUGGACGCGCCAACGUGAUCAACGUGUUUUUACAUUUCUGCUUUGAAGCUUAAACACAGACGUGUGUUUACACUCCUUAAACUUCGU
Messenger RNA from Archocentrus centrarchus (flier cichlid), 6025 nucleotides. Its product is annotated as AT-rich interactive domain-containing protein 3B-like. Gene Ontology annotation, molecular function: DNA binding. The transcript is spliced from 9 exons. Bases 265 to 2097 code for a protein of 610 amino acids. NCBI's taxonomy places the organism in Eukaryota, Metazoa, Chordata, Actinopteri, Cichliformes, Cichlidae. Gene Ontology annotation, biological process: regulation of transcription by RNA polymerase II. The record is from RefSeq and is a predicted model, not a curated record. Gene Ontology annotation, cellular component: nucleus.